CCCGUUCUUUCGUCGGUGGGGGAUGGAUAAUUUGGCCAGCUCGGACGUACAGCAGGAGGACCAGACCGAUAUGAUGAAAUCAGCCGGGGCGGGGGUCGUCGUCGACAGGGGCAUAGACAAGGCACGGUCGAGAUAUCCCUACUGCAUCGUCUGGACGCCCCUCCCUUUCAUCACUUGGUUUAUCCCGCUAAUAGACGAUGGCGUGACCAAUGAACUUGAUGGCAUGCCUCCGCUUCCAGGACACAUGGGCAUCGCAGACUCCCGCGGAGUGAUUUACGACUUCGCCGGGCCGUACACGAUCGGGGAGGACCACAUGGCCUUCGGGCGGCCCACCCGCUACCUCCCGCUCGAUCCGGGCCGCUGCAAGGGGGGGCAAUGGGACGAGUCAGUCGCUCAUUCUUGCGAGACCUACAGCCAGCGCAUGCACAACCUGUGCUGCGACAACUGCCACUCCCACGUCGCGCUGGCGCUCAAGAGGAUGCGGUACGCGGGCGUGGAGUCGUGGAACAUGGUGUCGCUUUGCUUCUGGAUAUUUUUCGCCGGCCGCUACGUGUCAGUCUCCGGCUUUCUGGCUCAGUGGCUUCCCUUCGGGUUGGGGCUCACGUUGUAUUUGGUUCUACGAUGAUUAAUGUGAUUCAGGAAUCACGUAUGCGAAUGUCGGUGGGA
This is a messenger RNA of Ectocarpus sp. CCAP 1310/34, 666 nucleotides long. The record is from the annotation of a GenBank genome assembly. Lineage: Eukaryota; Phaeophyceae; Ectocarpales; Ectocarpaceae.